Molecule: messenger RNA, 1835 nt
Organism: Hypanus sabinus (Atlantic stingray)
Lineage: Eukaryota; Metazoa; Chordata; Chondrichthyes; Myliobatiformes; Dasyatidae
Product: troponin I, fast skeletal muscle-like
Exons: 5
Coding region: 438-1010 (190 amino acids)
Biological process (GO): muscle contraction
Cellular component (GO): troponin complex
Source: RefSeq, a predicted model, not a curated record
UAUAUGACAAACCAUCAAAUUCAAGGAUAAAUUCAUAUGUUUGUUUAUUAACUGAAUUUAAAUUGUAAUGGUAUAAUUUGAGCAUAGUAUUUUAAUCAUGGUAAUAACCAUAUUGAAUUAAUUAAAAAUGCUGAAACUGAUAGUGAUGCAGAAGGUUGGUUGUAUGAACAAAUGAACUGUAAUUCCUUUAGCAAAAAUGAGCAUGUAUUAGCCCAUUGCUUUCAAUGGGAAAAACAUUAGUGGUACAAAGUUAGUGUUCAUCAGCAAAGCAGAGGAGAAAGAGUGGUUGACAUAAAACAUGUAGUUGAUUGGAAAUAACUCUGGGUUGUUGGAGAAAAGUUUGUUCUAACAGAUUAACUAAAGUUACUGCACAGUAACAGCAUGUCCCACUGCUUAAACAUUCUUUUACAAUAAUCUGAUUUCAAGUUACCUAUCAAAUGUUCCUCAUAUUUGAUGUUCAUCUAUCGCUGCAGAAAAAAUCCAAGAUGACCUCCUCUCGCAGAAUGCAUCUGAAGAGCUUGCUGCUCUCACUAGCCAAAACUGCGAUUGAGAAGGAAGAAGCAGAUCGGAUAGCGGAGAAGGAGAGGUACAUGGCAGAACAUUGUGCAGCCGUGCAAGUUCAUGGGAUUUCAAUGGCAGAAUUACAGGAUCUAUGCAAAAAAAUUCAUGCACAGAUAGAUGUGGCUGAUGAGGAGAGAUAUGACCUGCAAACCAGAGUUGAUAAGACUGCCAAAGAGAUUGAUGACCUGAACCUGAAAGUCUUUGACCUGAAGGGCAAAUUUAAGAGACCACCCCUCAAGAGAGUGCGCAUGUCGGCUGAUGCCAUGCUGCGUGCGCUGCUGGGCUCCAAACACAAGGUGUCCAUGGACUUGAGAGCUAACCUGAAACAAGUGAAGAAAGAGGACACUGAAAAGGAGAAGGAUCUGCGGGAUGUUGGAGACUGGCGUAAGAACAUUGAGGAGAAGGCUGGAAUGGAAGGCAGAAAGAAGAUGUUUGAGGGUGCUGAAUAAAACUUCUCUAUAAAACCAAAUACUGCAUUACAUUUAAUGUUUGUAACAAAAUAUAUGUAGGUCAGUCUUGUUCUCAUUGUUAUUGGAAAUAUUUUGUGCUGAUUUAGUUAAUUUCAUUUAGAAUAAAUGAAUAAUAUAACAGCUGGAAUGAAGAGGUCAGGAUGCAUUUGAGCUUACUCCAUCUUCUUACUGCUUGACAUCAGGCAUCAGGCCACAAACUAUUGUAGCAAGAAAUGAGCAUUAUUUAGACUUGCCCUUGCCCACUUGAUAAUGUUGAAUCACAAGUUGCUAAAGGAACAAUAUGGUAAUGAAUGAAAGGAGGAACUAAGACUUAGUAUCAGGUAAAACAGCAGGACAUCUCCCUAACCAACCAGAUCGAAGUGUAAUCAAUAAAACAGGGACUGAGAGAGGAACGUACGUUUGAGCGUGUGAAUUCAUUGUCAAAUUAUACAAAGAGGAAUAAAGAGAAAAGGGAAGGAAAGGAAGAUGGGAUUGAAAGAGAGAUAAAAAGUAGACAAAGAGAAAGGUGAAGAAAGAAUUUUAAAUUUUACAUUCUUUAAAAAUCUCCAACAAUAACAGUGAUUUGCUGUCUCCAUUUGGAUUACUACCAUUAGUCAUGAACCUGCCAUCAAAUGAAGUUACUGUAUCAUUUCCAUUUAAAUAACAGCAUACACUAUAACCUCAGCUUAAUUUUGACAGUAAAUUAUGGCCCAUUAUGUGUCACCAUGCUGCCCUAGUACAUGUUAAGUGUACUUUGGAAUUACAGAAACACAAGUAAUAACUUUGUAGCAUCACUUACAAGAUCUUUUACUUUAUGAUGUACUC